This is a messenger RNA of Passer montanus (Eurasian tree sparrow), 3897 nucleotides long. Its product is annotated as POU domain, class 5, transcription factor 3-like. Gene Ontology annotation, molecular function: DNA-binding transcription factor activity, RNA polymerase II-specific; RNA polymerase II cis-regulatory region sequence-specific DNA binding. The record is from RefSeq and is a predicted model, not a curated record. NCBI's taxonomy places the organism in Eukaryota, Metazoa, Chordata, Aves, Passeriformes, Passeridae. Gene Ontology annotation, biological process: regulation of transcription by RNA polymerase II.
UCCAUCCGGUCCGGCCCGGCCCCGCCGCUCUCAGAGGCCCCAGCGGCGCCCCAGCAGGGAGGCAGCGGCCGGCAGCCCCCGCAUGGAGCCCUAGGGCAGCGGGCGGCGGGCAGCAUGUUCAGCCCGGACGGGGGGCUGCCGGCCGCCCCCUUUGGCCUUCUGACGGACGCCGGACCUCCCUUCCCCCGUGGCACCUUCGACGGGGCGCCCGCUCAGCCGCUCUUCUUCCCCUUCGCCGCCACCGCCGAGCCCGAGCCAGCCCGCGACCCGCCGCCGGCCCCGCCGCUGCCCGGGCCGCCCUUCCCUGGCCCGGCUGCCCCUGCCUUCCCUGGCCCCCAGCUCUGCCCCGCCGCGCUGCAGCCGGGCUCCGGCGGCCCGUCGGGGCUGGGCAGCAGCGGCAGCUCCAGCGGCGCCGCCAGCGAAGGCGGACACUCCAGCGACAGCGGUGAGGAGGACGCGCCAACCUCAGGAGAGCUGGAGCAGUUCGCCAAGGACCUCAAGCACAAGCGCAUCAUGCUGGGCUUCACCCAGGCUGACGUGGGGCUGGCGCUGGGCACCCUCUACGGGAAGAUGUUCAGCCAGACAACCAUCUGCCGCUUCGAAGCGCUCCAGCUCAGCUUCAAGAACAUGUGCAAGCUAAAGCCGCUGCUGCAGCGCUGGCUCAAUGAGGCGGAGAACACGGACAACAUGCAAGAGAUGUGCAAUGCAGAGCAAGUACUAGCCCAAGCCCGGAAGAGGAAACGCAGGACCAGUAUCGAGACCAACGUGAAAGGGACACUGGAGAGCUUCUUCCGCAAGUGUGUGAAGCCCAGUCCCCAGGAGAUCUCCCAGAUCGCUGAGGACCUCAACCUGGAUAAAGAUGUGGUCCGGGUCUGGUUCUGCAACCGGCGUCAGAAAGGCAAACGGCUGCUGCUGCCCUACGGCAACGAGGCAGAGGGGAUGAUGUAUGACAUGAACCAGCCCCUGGUGCCCUCCACUCUGCCCAUCCCAGUGACGUCCCAGGGCUACAGCCUGGCACCCUCCCCUCCUGUCUACAUGCCGACCUUCCACAAAGCUGAGAUGUUCCCUCAAGCGCUGCAGCCUGGGCUCUCCAUGAGUAACAGCGGCCACUGAACCAGGGGCUGUGGGCUCACUGCAGGUGGGCUGGUGCUCUGAGGCAGCCCCCCUUGCCUUUGGCUCACACAGGCAUAGCCCUGCUUCUGCUUGCUGGGCUGAUGUGUGCGGCUUUUGGGGUGCGAGGGGCUGAGAGCCUGACCCAGGGAUGGUGCCUGCUCUCUGCAGAUGCUCCCAGCCCUUCCCUGUUAUGUGAGCUCACUGGUCCCAUCAGCGUUGGCCCCCCUCUGACCUCUCCUGGGGCCAGCUCCUCCUGCCCCACUGCACCCUCUGAAGCCACACGUGCCCAGGGCUCUUGAGCCCAUGCCUGGCCCCAGCCGAGCUGCUCUCCUGCGAGACGCAGAAAAAAGUAUUUUUUAGAUUUUGGGAAGGGUGGGGGGAGGUGGUGGUUUUAUUAUUUUUUUUUAAGUUUUUGGUUGUAGUUUUUAAAAAGCAAAAAAAUUUGUAGUGAUCUAGUUUCCCAGGUGUCUCCUUCCGCCCUGUCAUGUAGAGAAGGGCUGGGGUGCCAUGCCCAGGGCCCAUGGCUCUGGUGGCUCUGCUGGGGCAAGGGGAGAAGGUGAGCCCCCCACCACCCCUCACCCGGUGGCACAAGAGAGCUUCACUGCUCUGUGGGGCAGCUGAUACUGCUUGUUUGGGAUGGGGGGUCCUCCCGAGUGCUUUGUGCCCAACAUCACCUCCAGGCCCCCCUGCUCUCCAGCUGCUGUCCCCCACCCCAGCUGCCCAGACACCACCUUUCCCUGGAGGGCCCAGCCCUGGGGACCUACUCCACCCUGUCCAUGCUGCUAGCAUCCCUCACCUUCCAGCCUUCUGUAGUUAAUGAUGAUUUUUUUUUUUUAAUUUUUUGUUUUUAAUCACAUUCCCUCUGUCAGUGAAAUAAACCUCAGAGUUCUUCGAGGCCUUCCUCGCAUCCCUGUUCCUGCAGCCCAGCAGCUGAGGGUUGGCUGCAUGCAGGGGUGCAGCAGGGCUGGAGCAAGGCACCCUAAGAAGGUGGACAUGUCCCCAUCACCCCAUCAUGCCAGCAACAUUCCUCUCUUGGCUGCCUGCAGCUUGGCCUCCCCCCACGACUGGUGGCAGCUUUGCCCUGGAGUGGUAUCAGCUUGUCAGAGCUGUUGCCCCUCAAAGCGUAGGGGGUCAUCUUCCACCCAGUUCAAGCUGCUGGUUUGCUGUAACUGCUUCUGGGAAGGUUGGAAGCAGUGUGAGCUUACUUGUAGGCUGCUCCAGCAGCUGCCAGGGACAGAGAAGAACUAAGAAUGAGGUAGCAGGGUGGGCAGUGAAGAGGUCUGGAAAGCUGGGGCUGUCCUCAUUGUAGUGUGGUGCUGACAGGGGAGGGAUGAACGUUCCAAUAUGUUUGGUCCAGCUGAGGCAAUCUCUGGGGUGAUAACCCAGCCAUGCAGGUCCAUUGAGCACGGAGCUGAGCUGGUGGGAGCGGGGAUGUCUGGGGGAUGAUCCUGCACUUUUCCCCACCACACUCUCAGUUGGCUUGCCCCCAGUCCAUUCUCCCGAGGCCCCAUCCCCAACCAAGCCUGUAGGGAAAUUUUUGGAAAGCCCUGUUUUUUCAGCUUGUGGGUGAUAGCUGGAGCUUUGCUCUUUAGGGCUGCCUGGAAUAGGGGCAACAAAGGCAGCUGCUCACAGGGCACCUUGGGACCCUGCAAAGGGCUGGGCUGGGCUAGAUUCCACCCUUAUGGGGCAGGGUCCCUCUGCAUCCCUGCUUAUCCCCAGAGCCUCCUACUUGCCUGCCCACAGGGUAGGGGCACAGCUGUGCGUGGCAUCCAUUGGAAACUGCCCCCUGUUGCUGCUGCCCAGUGCUGCCUGGUGCUUGAGGGUGCAGAAAGCUGGCAGGGUUAGGAGCAGAAAUAUGAGACUGAUGUCAUCUCCCAAAGGUUUGCUUCUCUCCACAUUUCCACUCUGGUUUUCUGCACGCAGCCAUACAAGAGCUGCAGCCCACCAUGGGACCCCUACAUCCUGCUACCCUGGUACCCCCUGCCCAUGAGUACCCAGCAUCUGUCUGUGGGCACCCACAGCCCCUCCUGUUCCGCUUCUGGUUGACCCAGAAAACAGCGGAAAUCGGAAGCCACAGAAGUCAGAAGAGCAGUGUGCCCAUCCAGCUGCCACCUCACCCAGGCUCUGCCAGGGUAGGGAUGUCCCCUCUGCUGACUCUCAGUCCUGGGCACCCAGCAGCUUGCAGGGUGUAGAGAUGGGGUUUGGUGACUUCAGGGCCACAGGGAAGAAAACUGGAAAGGAAGCUUGUGACAAAUAGAAUUAUUUAUAUCAAGGGAGUUGACGGCACUGAGUAGAGGGGCAAAGAGCAAGGCACAGAUGGAGCAGUCAUGUCUUACCCCUUGUCCUGUCCCACAGCCCUGACAGCACCACUGAUCCCAGAUGGGUACUUCCUCUUGGGAUGCCCAUGGUGCAGGGUGCCCUCUUGCCCUCUGUGCUGGGUGUGGAGGGUGCCCAUGGUGCAGGAUUUCCCCAGUGCAAUGUGUGCAUAUGCAAGUUGCCUAUGGGACUGGCUUUGCUUCUGGGUUGUGCAAGCCUCCAGAGGCUGUCAGGUCACUGGCUUCCUGUCACAGCAGGGAGGGAGUGGCAAACAGUGUCCCUCUGCCUGCCUGGCAGCACUGAGAUUGCUCAGAGCAUCCGCUGUCCUGUGGCUUCUUACUGGCACAGUAGCACCCAUGGCUCAGGGGUGGGGGCAGGAAAUGGGUGUUGCCAGGGAGAGGGGGAGCAGAUGCUGUCCUUCCUCCCUGGCCAUGGGGUAAGUGGACCCCCCUGGGCUGAUGCCCACUC